Saprolegnia parasitica CBS 223.65 is the source of this 722-nucleotide messenger RNA. RefSeq lists its product as hypothetical. NCBI's taxonomy places the organism in Eukaryota, Oomycota, Saprolegniomycetes, Saprolegniales, Saprolegniaceae. The coding region runs from base 44 to 616 and encodes 190 amino acids. Gene Ontology annotation, molecular function: phosphatidylinositol binding. The transcript has 2 exons. The record is from RefSeq and is a predicted model, not a curated record.
AAGCUGCGGCCGUUCAGAAAGAUACCGUCUUGCUCACUUGGCGAUGAGCGGGCCGCACCGACUGUCGCUGGCCGACGCGCUCGAGGAGCCUGCGCCCCAUCUCUUUGCUGUUGCCGUCCAAGUGCUCAGCGGGACGCCGACGCGGUACGUCUUCCUCGUCGCCUUUCACGGCCACGCACCCUGGCGGCUCGUCGCGCGGUACUCGGCCGUCCGCGCCUUCCGCAACCGUCUGCGCAGCCUCACGCACAAGGCGCCGUGCCCGAGCCCGCAAGACCCGCUGCUGUCGCUGCUCGAGUUUGAAUUUCCGUCGCGACGUCCGUUUGCGCUGACGUCGCCGCACGUGCUCCGCGAGCGCCGCGACCUCCUCGAGACGUUUGCGACCAAGCUACUGAACCUCCACGCGCGCUGCCUCCAGAACGGCCGCGGGUCGUGUCCGAUCGCGGAUGAGAUCCGCAGCUUCUUCGGCAUGGACAAUGCCACGGACGGGCAGCUGCAAGCGCACCGGUACCGCCAAAACAGCCGCUUGUCGCCGCGGGGCGUCUCGCCUCGGCACGCCGCGUACUACUGCGUCUCGCCGCGUCCCAAGGCCGUCGUGCUCGGGCACGAAGUGACUUGAGGCAACAACACGACAUGCGCAGCUGGUAGUCGCCGUUCUGCGUAAUGUAGCGCACCCACGGCAGCGCCUGGUAGCCCGACUUUUCAAUGAUCUUGAGGUACCGGAC